AUUUAUUUAUUUACUCUUUUACUCUUCUGUUCAACUUGCAAAAUCCGCACGUUUCCAACUGAGAGCUAAGGAUUUGACCCACAAGAUUAAAACGAACUAAAAAUGCAACGAUUUAGUUUUGUUUGAUCUGCUGAAAUCUUGACAUUUGUGCUGCCAUCAGGAGAGCAAACAGCGUGAUACGUGUGGCGAAACGACGCACGUACCUGAAACUUAUCCCACCUUUUCUUUUAUUGAACCUGUGUGAUGGUCGUGCACACUCGGUCUGUGUGUGUUAAUUGUGAUGGGGAUGAAGGUGGUGAUGAUGAUGGUGGUGCUUGAGCGAGUCCUUCCUGCGUGCGCCUUCCUGCACGUCAGAGUUGCAUCUGGACACAUCAGCAGGGACGCGCACCUUUAGGGAAAUGAAAGCGUGAGAUGAGACCAGUCAGUUGCUGCUUGUAAAGACAUUGAGAAUGAAGUGUUUAAUCACCGCGGUUCUGCUCAAAGUGGGUUAAUUAAUAGGGCGGAAGUGGAAAUUGAGAGGGGAGAAUAAAGCAGAGAUAAUUGUUUUGGUUUGAUUUUUACUUAUAUAUACACGUACUUUCUGUCUAACAAAUGGUGUGUUUCUUUUUUUGUUGUUGUUUGUUUGUUUUUGUUAAUUAUGCAAUUCGGCGAGUUAAAGUGUGCCUUUAUGUGAGCGCGCGUAAAGACCGACUGGCUCGAGCGCUUCAUUUCGAUUCACCGGGGACUCCUGUGCGCAACAAGAGCCCCCCAUGGGUGCAAUAGUGCAAGCACAGACGGCGGUGAUUGGCCAGAGGUUGAUCAGAUGGUACACUUCCCCUCUGUAUCCAGUGGCACCUCACAGCCCCCCUUUCAGCAAAAACCAAAUCUCCGAUAAAGUAAUGGCAAAAGCACUUGGACUAUAAAAGACAACAAAUCAUAUUCCUCCGGAGUAAAUACACCCCGUUGUCCACCCAAUGAGUUCCUAUUUCGUUAACUCAACUUUCCCCGUGUCUCUACCGGGAGGACAGGACUCUCUCCUGGGUCAGAUACCGCUCUACUCCUCGGGAUACACGGACCCGUUGAGGCACUACUCCAACGCGGCCACGUAUGGCGCGGCCAACAUGCAGGAGAAGGUCUACCCGGCUUCCUACUACCAGCAGUCGGGCGCGGCGGCGGCGGCGGCCAUCUACGGCCGCGCUGCCGCCGGCGGCGGAGCGCCGUGCGACUACAACCCCGUGGGCACGUUCUACAAAGACGCGGAGGGCUCGUGCGCCUUCUCGAGCGGCCGCGAGGAGCAGCCGCUGUUCGUCACUCAGGAGCACCAGCAGCGCAAGGCGGAGUGCGCGGAGCAAGCUGUCAGCAUGAGCGGCAGCAUCGACGACAAGUCCUCCACUCUCAUCUACCCCUGGAUGCAGAGGAUGAACGCCUGCUCCGCCGGCCCAUUUGGCAGCAGCGGCCGCAGGGGCCGGCAGACCUACACCCGCUACCAGACCCUGGAGCUGGAGAAGGAGUUCCACUUCAACCGCUACCUGACCCGCAGGCGCCGGAUAGAAAUCUCCCACGCCCUGUGCCUGACGGAGAGACAGAUCAAAAUCUGGUUCCAGAACCGCAGGAUGAAGUGGAAAAAGGAGAACAAACUCCUGAAUCCCUCAAAGACAGCCGAGGAGGAGGAGCAGGAGCAGGCGGAGAAGAAGAGCUAAACUACAAAGGAGACUCUGAGACAAAAAACGAAGAAGAAGAAACGCUUGAAUGUGUGCGUGCGUGCGUGCGUGUGUGUGCGUGUGUACACAUAAAAUGAUGUAUAAAUUCUUUGUAGAUAUAAGAAGUGCUGCAGAAACCCCACGUUAGAGACGUGUAGAGUGACUUUGAGUAUUUGCACGGUGACUCUGUCCGCAUUUAUCAGGUCCUCCUCUGUUUGUUUGUCCUUGUGCUCGUGUCUUUAUUUUAGAGGACUAUGCAACAAACCGCCAAACUGUAAAUAAAACCCAGCGUUUAUAGUUCUCAGUGUUGUUACCUCAUCACUAUAGGCCCGCUGGGCGCCACCUUUAUUUAAUCUCAGUGACAUUAAAGCAGGUUUUUUUUUUUUUUUUGUUUGUCCCUUGUUGUGUAGUUGCUCUGAUGUGACUGUGAUAUAGUCUUUAGGCUUGUUGUUUACCGAUGAGUUCAAUUUGUACAAAUGUUAUUUAUUGUUGUCUCACGUGUUCAAUGCACAUCUGGAUAUUGUGUGCAAUAUUUUCUUUAGGGGAAUUGUACAUAUAAUAAAAUAAAGGCUUUUUGAUGUAAAUCUGCAAAA
Poecilia latipinna (sailfin molly) is the source of this 2272-nucleotide messenger RNA. It is a transcript of the gene hoxb6b, whose product is annotated as homeobox B6b. Gene Ontology annotation, biological process: regulation of transcription by RNA polymerase II; anterior/posterior pattern specification. Bases 954 to 1679 code for a protein of 241 amino acids. The record is from RefSeq and is a predicted model, not a curated record. The transcript is spliced from 2 exons. Gene Ontology annotation, cellular component: nucleus. NCBI's taxonomy places the organism in Eukaryota, Metazoa, Chordata, Actinopteri, Cyprinodontiformes, Poeciliidae. Gene Ontology annotation, molecular function: RNA polymerase II cis-regulatory region sequence-specific DNA binding; DNA-binding transcription factor activity, RNA polymerase II-specific.